Molecule: messenger RNA, 1189 nt
Organism: Aedes albopictus (Asian tiger mosquito)
Lineage: Eukaryota; Metazoa; Arthropoda; Insecta; Diptera; Culicidae
Product: lipase 3-like
Exons: 2
Coding region: 1-1170 (389 amino acids)
Biological process (GO): lipid metabolic process
Molecular function (GO): hydrolase activity, acting on ester bonds
Source: RefSeq, a predicted model, not a curated record
AUGACUGAGCAUGUUUUACAGCUGUUGCUUUCAUUGGUUAUGCUUCAACUGGUGCACUGCGUCAAUCCUGAUAAAUUGUUGAUUUCAUUCUUCUCUCAGAAAACCUCAAUCGCACAACAUGGCUAUCCCAUGGAGCUGCACAAAGUGAUUACCGAGGACGGUUACAUUUUAACCGUCACCCGAAUCCCCAACGCCGGAAAGACCUCCAUCCUCAUCAUGCACGGUCUAUUCGGAUGCUCGGUAGAUUACACUGCCCAGGGUCCCGGAAAGGCAUUGGCCUAUCUCGCCCAUGACGCCGGAUUCGACGUAUGGAUGGGGAACAACCGCGGCACAACCUACUCCAAGAUACAUGAAACCUUGGGUCUGAAGUCGCAAGCCUUUUGGCACUUCAGUUUUCACGAACUGGGCCUGUACGACCUGUCCGCAACCGUUGACUACGUUUUGAAGGUUUCCAAUCGGAGGAAGCUCCAAUACAUCGGUCACUCGCAAGGCUCGACCCAGUUCCUUGUUCUGACCACCCUUCGUCCCGAGUACAACGAUGUGUUCAUAAGCGCGCACCUCUCGGCACCGGUCGCUUACAUACACCACACAACUAGCCCAGCAGUCAUCCUAACCAAUCGUGCCGAAGAACUGGAAGCCGCAUCCCGACUCACCGGAGUUUACGAGCUCGGUGGUAGAGGACACGGCUCCUACGUAGACGCCAUCGUUCGAGCCAACCAACUCGGGUUCAUCCCCAUGGAUCUCAUCCUGAUCAACGUGUGGUACGUGAUGGGCUACCACGACUCCAUCAAUCGGACCAUCUUGCCCGAUUUGUUCCGGUACAGUCCCGCCGGUGGCUCUAUCUACCAGGUGCUGCACUACAUCCAGCUGUUCAACGCCCGUAAUUUCCAACAGUACGACUUCGGACCGGAGGAGAACCUCCUGCGAUAUGGGACAGUUCAACCUCCAAUGUAUCCGUUGCAUAAGGUCACAACCCCCGCGUACCUCUACUACAGCGAGGCGGACAACAUCAACCAUCCACCGGAUGUGGACGCCUUGGCCGAAAGGCUUCCGAAUUUGCGGCUGAAGUUCAAGAUACCGGACCGGCGCUGGAACCAUAUCGAUUUCUUGUAUGGGAGUAGGGCUGACCGACUAUACCAUAUGAUUCUAUCCGAAAUGGGUGAUCCAUAAUUGGACAUAGGUAUACGAC